UGUGCAGGAAAAAACACCGGAAAUGAAAGUCGGUGACCUUUCAGAUUACUGUUUAGGAGCUCAGGGAAAUCGUUAUUUUUUGAUACUAUGCGAUAAAAUUGUAGGUUUAUUUAUAUUUAUAUAAAAUGAAUAUUUAUUUACAUGUUUAUAAUUAGGUGAAGUCUAGUUUUAAAAAGUGUUUUACCACACGUGUGCUUUUAUUUUGAAAAGUCAAAAGCAGCACUGUGUUGGAAUUGACUCGCUCCUCUGUGUGCGUGCGUGCGUGAGCGUGCGCGCGCGCGUUUACGCUCUGCUCUGCGCCUCCGUCUGCUCUCCGCUCAGUCUGCUGCUGCACUUCCAGAGCGGAGCCACCACGCCGGGGAGGCGGACCGACUGUAGCUAACCUCGGCCAGCGGUGCUGGGUCAUAGCGCUGGUGGAGGAGGGGGGGCCCCGGCAGCGCUGCGCUCUCCCUGCCCUCCCGACACCGCGCACAGCCUCGAGCAUUACGGACACCACCGCACCAGCCCGUCCUAGUUUUGCUUUUAUUGUUAUUAUUUGAUUAAUAAUAUUAUUUUUGACCAAGUUGCGGCUGCAGAGACGCACUUUUCUCCGAGGCUCUUCUCUUCUUUUGCGCUCAUAAUCCGACAUGGAAGAUGGUCCGUCUUCAACAAGCUGUUUCAGAAGGUUAACGGAUUGUUUCUUGGGCACAAGUUUGACAGAUGAAAAAGUGAAGGCCUACCUCUCACUGCACCCGCAGAUGCUGGAUGAGUUCGUGUUGGAGAGCGUGAGUGCAGAGACGUUGGACAGAUGGCUAAAGAGGAAGAGCAGCAGCAGGCCUGCAGAUGACACGUCAGCUAAAGAAGUCAGCAGGCAGUACCAGGACACAAACAUGCAGGGCGUGGUGUACGAGCUCAACAGCUACAUGGAGCAGCGCCUGGACACUGGAGGAGACAACAAACUCCUGCUCUACGAGCUGUCCAACAUCAUCAAAACAGCAACAAAAGCUGACAGUUUUGCACUUUACUUCCUGGGAGAAUGCAACAAUAGUUUAUGUUUAUUCACUCCAACGGGGGCCAAGGAUGGGCCUCCAAGCCUUGUCCCCUCUGGCCCCAUAGCAUUUGGGACAACCAUUGCCGCUUACGUUGCCAAGACUCGCAAAACCCUCCUAGUAGAAGACAUCAUGGGGGAUGACCGAUUCCCAGACGGCACAGGACAGGACUCAGGGAUCCGUGUUCACUCUGUCCUGUGCCUUCCCAUCGUCACUGCCAUCGGCGACCUCAUCGCCAUCCUGGAGCUCCGUCGGCACUGGGGGAAGGAGCCCUUUAACCUAAGCCACCAGGAGGUUGCAACAGCUAAUCUGGCUUGGGCUUCAGUUGCCAUUCAUCAAGUACAGGUGUGCCGAGGCCUUGCCAAACAGACAGAGCUCAAUGACUUCCUACUAGAUGUUUCAAAAACAUACUUUGAUAAUAUUGUGGCAAUAGAUUCUCUACUUGAACAUAUUAUGAUAUAUGCAAAAAACCUGGUGAAUGCGGACAGGUGUGCACUCUUCCAGGUAGAUCACAACAACAAAGAACUGUACUCUGACCUGUUUGACAUCGGGGAAGAGAAAGAGGGCAAACCUGUCUUUAGAAAAACCAAAGAGAUUAGGUUUUCUAUAGACAAGGGAAUAGCUGGUCAAGUGGCACGGACAGGGGAAGUCUUAAAUAUCCCAGAUGCCUAUGCAGACCCACGGUUCAACCGAGAGGUGGACCUUAAAACUGGCUACACCACGCGGAACAUCCUGUGCAUGCCCAUCGUGAGCAGGGGGACCGUUAUCGGUGUGGUUCAGAUGGUGAACAAGCUGAGCGGAAGUGCCUUCACUAAAACAGACGAGAACAACUUCAAGAUGUUUGCUGUCUUUUGUGCUCUGGCCUUACACUGUGCAAAUAUGUACCACAGAAUCCGGCAUUCUGAGUGCAUUUACCGAGUGACGAUGGAAAAACUGUCCUAUCACAGCAUCUGCACGUCAGAGGAGUGGAAAACCCUCACCCAGCUCAACCUCCCGACACCCAUCUAUAAAGAGAUUGAAACGUUCCAGUUUGACAUCAGCCCCUUUGAGGAAAUCUGGCCUGCCGUCUUCAUCUACAUGGUUCAUAACUCCUGUGGAAAGAACAGCUUUGAGCUGGAGAAGCUGUGCAGGUUCACCAUGUCGGUGCGGAAGAACUACCGCCGUGUGCCCUACCAUAACUGGAAACAUGCGGUGACGGUGGCACACUGCAUGUACGCCAUCCUACAGAAAACCCCCGGGAGCUUCACAGAGCUGGAGAAGAAAGGCUUGUUGAUAGCCUGCCUGUGCCACGAUCUGGAUCACAGGGGUUACAGUAACGCUUACCUGCAGAAGUUCGAUCACCCGCUGGCUGCUCUGUACUCCACCUCCACCAUGGAGCAGCACCACUUCUCCCAAACUGUCUCCAUCUUGCAGCUGGAAGGGCACAAUAUUUUCUCCAACCUGAAUUCCAGCGAGUACGAGCAGGUGCUGGAGAUCAUCCGGAAGGCCAUCAUCGCCACCGACUUGGCGCUGUACUUCAACAACCACCAGCAGCUGACGGAGCUCCUGAGCACCAGCGCGCUGGACUUCAACAACCACUCUCACAGGGACCGUGUGAUUGGUCUGAUGAUGACAGCAUGUGACCUGUGUUCUGUUACCAAGCAGUGGCAAAUCACACGACUCACAGCCAACGACAUCUAUGCCGAGUUCUGGGCUGAGGGAGAUGAGAUGAAGAAGAUUGGAAUUCAGCCAAUACCUAUGAUGGAUCGAGACAAGAAGGAUGAAGUUCCACAAGGCCAAGUGGGAUUUUACAACUCUGUAGCGAUUCCAUGCUACACAACGCUAGCAGAGCUUUUCCCUCCAUCCAGUCCUCUCUUAAAAGCCUGCAGGGAAAACCUGGGCCAGUGGGAGAGGAUAGCACGGGGAGAGGUGGAGGACAUUGUGCCCACCAAGCCUUGUUAUUCAGGCCCAGUCAAGGUGGAUAACUGACUACCAAAGGGGUUGCUGGCCCACCAAAGGAAUACAACCCAAAUCCUGCCACAGACCUGUGACUUGGACAAGGAGAAGAACCUGCAUUUUGCAGGAUUUGGUUAAGCUACAAGCAACUUCACUUUGAACACACACAGUUACCUCAUUGGAUGACGGAGGUAUCAACACUGAAGGUUUUAACCGAUCCCAGAGACUGACAAAUGUUCGCCGGGGAGGGACUUGAGCCCAUCGCCCUUUUUGUUCUCUCAGCAUGGGAAUCCAUUUGGUAAAAUAGACUUGAGUUCUUUCAUUUUGGCUGUUUUUUGUGUUAUUUUAUGAUUUUUUUUUUUCUUAAUUUGAGCUGAUUUCAUGAUGGUCUUUUUCUGCAGAGGCCUUACUCUGGACUUUUCACAGGCUAGAAUAUGUGAAAUCUUUGUUAUUUCAGGCUCUUUUGCAAUGGUACUGUUUGCCUUCUGUGGUAAGUUGAUUGCACGAGCACUACUUCAGCAAGUUAUUCCCAGAGACAGAAGGAAUGUGCAGAGCAGAUGUGUGGCGUAAUGGCACCUUACUUUAUUGAGGUGUGCAUUAGAAUGUUUUUUUUAUUACUUUUUUGGAUAUAAAAUCUUUUGCAGUACUUGAAUAAAUACAGCCUAUUCCAUGUGGAGAUUACAGAAAUCCCCAAGAAAUGUGGAAAAACUGUGAUAAGAGGAGUUGCAUACUGGUGACACUUGUGAGCAAACUCACAAGAGAGUCACAGUGUUUGAAGUCUGAUGUGAACCCUGAAGCCCAACACCCCCAAGCAUUUAGGAAUCUGCUGCAACAACAUCCCUCUGAUUAACAGGAUUUUCAUCUCAGUCAUAGGCCAAGACUGCAUAUCGUGAAACGUCUCCUUCUCUCAUGCCACUCUCGCAGCAUGGAGGACGCCGCGCUGAAGCGUAGGAUGUUUGGAGGAAACGGCAGCCUAUGUCCUCUUUCCAUACAUCCUCUCUAGCCUGUCCAUCUCUGGGAUUGAAACUCAAGAGUGUUGUUUGACUUUUUGCCAGACACUCCUCCCAUCCAGGAACUCCUCCUCCUUACACACUCAUUUUCUAAUACCAAACUAGGGGAAACAUUUGGACUCUUUCUAAUGAGCUUCUGAGAUCUUCCAAAGACAAAUGAUUUUGUCUUCAUCUGUCAUUCCAAUGAACCAUUUCUGCUCACGUCUUUUUGUUGUGUGACAGGUACUGUGGCCCUCCGCUGUUGUGAAUGUAGAUUUCCAUGAAUGCUCUGUUUGGUGGUUUGAGUUGGCUCCAGCAACAGCCGCCCGCAAGGAGCCACCGUUAGCACGCACCUUAGCGGAGCUGCAUCGGUGGUAGAAGGUGUGCAGCUCCAGGAGUUUUUAGUGGACUCAAGCUUUUGCUCUGAUGGUGCUGAACAGACGGGCAGCCAUGCACUUUCUGAGUGAGUGCGUUUGCGUGUGUUGGUGAAUGCAUGUGAGAGCGAAAGCUGUUUCACCCCCCCACACACCUCAACCCCACCCAACAACAUGCUAAAGUCACUGCACUGUCCCUUCCACUUUUUAGCACCAGUUAUAUCCCACCAUCUGCACUAUGUUUAGCUUAUGAUCUUUAUCAUUAUCGCUAUUAUUAUUAUUAUUAUUAUUAUUAUUAUGACUAUUGUUAUUUUCUUAAUUAGAGUUAAAUUUUAAUUAACUUAUAUUUUUUAUACAAAGAAAUACAAUGUUGGCCUUUUUUCUGUUUUGUACAAAGUAAACAUUAAGAUAAAUUAAACAGUCUAGACAUGUUACUGUUACCCAGAAUAACUGAGGAAUGUCUCAACUGUAAAUGUAAGAGCCGUAGCCCAAAUGACUUUUAUUAAAUAUGUCUCUAAAAAAAAGAAG
This is a messenger RNA of Oryzias melastigma (Indian medaka), 4854 nucleotides long. It is a transcript of the gene pde10a, whose product is annotated as phosphodiesterase 10A. The coding region runs from base 627 to 2996 and encodes 789 amino acids. The transcript has 22 exons. Gene Ontology annotation, molecular function: protein binding; 3',5'-cGMP-stimulated cyclic-nucleotide phosphodiesterase activity. Gene Ontology annotation, biological process: negative regulation of receptor guanylyl cyclase signaling pathway; signal transduction. Lineage: Eukaryota; Metazoa; Chordata; Actinopteri; Beloniformes; Adrianichthyidae. The record is from RefSeq and is a predicted model, not a curated record.